Messenger RNA from Toxorhynchites rutilus septentrionalis, 2312 nucleotides. RefSeq names its product EF-hand domain-containing protein 1-like. The transcript is spliced from 3 exons. Gene Ontology annotation, cellular component: axoneme; mitotic spindle. Gene Ontology annotation, biological process: mitotic spindle organization; mitotic cytokinesis; cilium-dependent cell motility. The record is from RefSeq and is a predicted model, not a curated record. Gene Ontology annotation, molecular function: alpha-tubulin binding. Lineage: Eukaryota; Metazoa; Arthropoda; Insecta; Diptera; Culicidae. The coding region runs from base 107 to 2050 and encodes 647 amino acids.
CUCAGCGCCUCUUAGCAACCGAAUAGCGCUAGCAUAAUUUGUUUAUUUUCUAGUAAUUUCUCGAUAGUGAACAGUUUUUUCACGGUCGAUUGGAAGAGCAGGGAACAUGGAAGGCCUUCCCAAACUACCCGGAUACGAUUUCGCCAAUCGGUUCCGUCGGAAGCAUCAUGUACCCCAGAGUUUCAAGUACAUCAACGGUUAUCCUGUGCCGGAAAAACCGAUCUGUGGUCUCGGCGGAGAGCAGCUGAACGAGGACUCAAUCUACUACUGCACUGAUGAGAAUGAUUCCGUGCUGUACGAUCCGAUACUCACAUACGGACGCGUCCAAAAGCUUCCGGUCGAUCCCUUCCGGCCACACUUCGUGCUGUUCGACCAGAAAACACUUAAAUUCUACGCGUUUUUCCGGCAGGCGGUUUGCGAAUCGCCACGGGAAACUUUCCGAAUUCGAUACGUGAAUAUAUUGUACUUUCUAGAGGACGACACGAUGACAGUGCUGGAACCGGUGAUCGAGAACUGUGGGUAUCCGCAGGGUCGCUUGGUACGGCGAGGAAAGAUCAGCAAGAACUGCCGGGGGGACACGUACAGUUGGAAAGAUUUAAACAUCGGAAUUGAUUUGGAGAUCCACGGAUACGUGUUCCACAUUACGGAUUGUGAUCCGUUCACGAAGGAGUUUCUCCUGAGCAAUGGGAUUGAACUAAACGAAAUGGAGCUGCCGCCUCCUGAUCCUGCCAUGAACGAACGAUCGAUCAGUGCCCGGCAAAGUUUCAAACACCACAAAAUGUACCCGGUGCAGGAGGAUAAGCUAAGAAAGUAUCUGGAGUACCAAGGAAAAGUACUUCACUUUGACUGUCUUCUCGAUGAACCGGAUCAACCUGGAGGUGAAAAAAUGACAUACAAAUUGUUCUACUUUCUUGAGGACGAUACAGUGUCCAUAAAGGAGCUCAAGGAGAAUCAAGAAGGACGCGACUACUUUCCAAUGCUGCUUCGAAAACAAAAAUUACCGAAAAAUUGGAAAGACAAACCCGUAACCUAUCCAUCGAUUUGUAUGGAACAAUCCGACCAUGAAGUAUCGGAGUAUUACUCCCCCAAGGAUUUGCUCGUCGGCGGCACGAUCUUCGUGUACGGACGAAAAUUUCUUCUGCUUGGCUGCGAUCGCUUCACGCGAAAUUACUACGAACGGAUUCUUAAAAUCGUCCAGCCGGAUGCGGUUCGAAUGGACAGUCCGGAGCCAAGAGCGCGACGCACUGCGCUUCCCAUCUAUCUGGGGCUUGGCACGCCGGAAGAUUCUAUUGCGUCCCACCACAACCUCGUUCCGAAGCAUCCGCGAAAAGAUUUAGUAACUUAUCUGAUCAACAUGAACAAAUAUUUACGCUACGGAUGCAUCCUAGACAGUGCCCAUCCGGAGGAUUCAAUUCGGAGGUUUGUACUCAGCCUGUCGCUUGCGGACGGAACCAUUUCCAUUAUGGAGUCCAAAAUUCGCAAUUCAGGUAUACGCGGAGGAAGGUUUCUUUCACCUACCAAAGUUUGGAAACCGGACUGCGAUCCAAAUGCACCCGAGUACUACACGGCGCGGGAUUUCUACAUUGACACAAUUAUCACCGUUCACUCGCACAGAUUCAAAAUCAUCAGCGCCGAUCUGUACGUGUACCGAUAUAUGCAAGCUCACCCGGAGAUGUUUGCUCCGAAUGCCAUUGAGACGGUACGAGCCUAUCUGCUUUCGCAGGGUCAUCUCAAAGAAGAUCUUCAAAAGGCCAUCGCAGAGGAUCGUGAACGAUUUGGGUGCCCAGAGGUGCAAACAGAAGAGUCCGGUGUUGGGGAAGUCGACAAACGGCUGCAAGGAUUUUCUAUGGACGAAAAGGAACAGAAAGAAAAACCACGUCCAACGGUUCAUUCAGAAACCCACGAUUGUCCAUCACCAGUCAUACCGGACGAGGAAAUCAAAAAAACAUAUCACUCCAACGAAGGACAGGAACUCCAUCAUCAGGGUCAGAUAGAAGGGGAAGACGUGGUUAAAGUUGGCAAAUCGGUUCGAUUCGAAGACUGUUGUUAAUUGCAGCAGAACUACUCACCUAAUCCUUAUCAAAUUUAGUCGCAGGGAAGCACUUUAUUAGCAGAAAAACACUCUGGGAGUGAGUGACUAAUGCACUCUAUAUUGGAUAAAUUGAGCACGAUUUAAAUACAGAUUUAAUAUUGUCUUUUUCUAUUCAGCUUUAAGCACAGGAAAAUUUAAUAAACAAAUACGAACGGAGGACAACUUAUACGGGAGCCGGUAAAAUAAACGAAAACAAAAUACGCAAAGCAACAGCUGACUU